CAUACAAAUUAUAGCCCAAGACACAUAGCAUAAUCAAAUAGUCAAUCACCCUCAAGUAAUACUACAAAGUCAGGAAAGUGUCCAUUUUUGGAAUUCAUUAUAUGGUCCCUGUGGAACUCUCAGAUCUCAUCGAGCGCUCAAUAUAUAAAACCAAUACUUUGCUGCUCGAAACUUCACAGACAAAACAAACUUCUGAUUCUGAACAAUCAUUUUUCUGGACAUGGAGAUUCAGAGCCCUUAUGCUAUCCUCUUCACCUCCUUGUGCUUCAUCCUGGUGAUCCACAAGCUUUCCAAUUCCAGAAAACGCAGUCAAAACUUACCUCCCGGGCCACCCAGGUUACCUCUCAUAGGAAACCUUCAUCAACUUGCAGGCUCCAUUCCUACUCGAUCUCUGAGAGACCUUGCUAACAAGUAUGGACCCUUGAUGCACCUUCAACUUGGUCAGCUUCCACACAUCAUCGUGUCUUCUCCAGAAAUGGCCAAAGAGGUUACGAAGACGCAUGACCAAAUCUUCGCCAAUAGACCCAAAAUUCUUGCCACAGAUAUCUUUGCUUACAGUAGCUCCGACAUUGUCUUUUCCUCCUACGGAAACUAUUGGAGGCAGCUCCGAAAGAUUUGCACUUUGGAGCUUUUUUCUGCCAAGAGGGUCCAGACUUUCAAAGCCAUAAGGGAAGAGGAGGUUUCAGCACUGAUGAAGGACAUUGAUGAGCAUGAAGGUUCUGCCAUGAACCUCAGUAAGAAAAUCUUCCCUCUCACAAAUUCCAUAGUCGCAAGAGCAGCGUUUGGUAAAAAGACCAACAACGUUGAAGCCAUCCUGCCCACCAUUGAGCAUGCGAUUCGGCUGACCACGGGCUUAAAUGUUAUUGAUUUCUAUCCUUCUCUCGGAUUCCUCAGCGUGAUCACUGGGAUCAAAUCUACAAUGAUAAGGAUCCAUCACGAGAUUGAUAGGAUCUUGGGAAGCAUCAUGACUGAUCACAAAGAAAAGAAGAUUAACGGUACUGGUGAGACUGAAGAUCUGGUUGAUGUUCUUCUCAGGAUUCAGAACGAUGAUGACCUCGAGAUUCCCUUAUCUUCUGACAACAUUAAAGCUGUUAUUCUGGAUGUUUUCGUGGGUGGAACUGAAACAACAGCAACGACGACAGAGUGGACUAUGACAGAACUACUUAGAAACCCUGUGGCAAUGAAGAAGGCGCAAGAAGAGGUACAAUCAUUUUAUGGAAGCAAAGGGUGUGUAGAUGAAUCAGGAAUUCCCCAGUUGAAAUAUGUUACUGCUGUCAUCAAAGAAACCUUAAGGAUGCACCCCCCUGCACCAUUAUUGGUUCCUAGAGAGAAUAGUGAGAGAUGUGAAAUUAAUGGAUAUGAGAUACCUGCAAAAACUAAGAUUAUCGUUAAUGCUUGGGCAAUUGGGAGAGAUCCAAAAUAUUGGAAUGAACCAGAAAAAUUUGUUCCAGAGAGAUUCCUUGAUACCGCAGUUGAUUAUAAUUUCAAUGGUCCAAACUUUGAAUUUAUCCCAUUUGGUGCUGGAAGAAGAAUAUGUCCUGGAAUUGCAUUUGCUGCACCAGUCGUUGAAUUGCUUAUUUCCAGUUUGCUUUAUCAUUUUGAUUGGAAACUUCCAAAUGGGAUGAAGCCUGAAGAAUUGGAUACGGAAGAAUGUUUUGGUGCUACAAUGAGAAGGAAGAACGAUCUAUGUGUUGUCCCUUUUAAGUAUAUCCCUUAAUUACGGUUAUUAGUUAUCUGAGUUGAUAAUGAUGCUUUUGAGACAAGUUUAGAUCUAUAGUUUAGAAGUCAGUAUUAAGUGUGUUUCUAGUCUUAAAAUGUCACUCAACACACACUCUACUGGUCACAGAGUGUAGUAAAAUCAAUAAACAAAGUUUCUUCUUAGCUUUA
This is a messenger RNA of Prosopis cineraria, 1887 nucleotides long. Its product is annotated as cytochrome P450 71D10-like. NCBI's taxonomy places the organism in Eukaryota, Viridiplantae, Streptophyta, Magnoliopsida, Fabales, Fabaceae. Bases 221 to 1717 code for a protein of 498 amino acids. The transcript has 3 exons. The record is from RefSeq and is a predicted model, not a curated record. Gene Ontology annotation, molecular function: oxidoreductase activity, acting on paired donors, with incorporation or reduction of molecular oxygen; monooxygenase activity; iron ion binding.